Molecule: messenger RNA, 4348 nt
Organism: Schistosoma bovis
Lineage: Eukaryota; Metazoa; Platyhelminthes; Trematoda; Strigeidida; Schistosomatidae
Source: the annotation of a GenBank genome assembly
AUUUGAUAGGCAAAUUUUGGUCGAAAGAGAUUUCCUGGUUUUAGCAGAAACAUUUUUUGGCCCCAAAUGAUCGUCGAAAAGUUCCGGGGUUCUGUUCUGCCACCUUGAUGUAACCCUACCAACUCAAAGAAUCGUAUAUAUUCAGUCAUCGAUAUAUUUUCUACGAAGCAUCCACGCUGCCUUUCGAAAGAAUUGUUUUUUAAAACCAAAUGUUUGCGUACAUCAUAGUUUUUUAUAUUUGCAUGAACUACUGCUUAUCAAUAUAAUUUUAACUAUAACUUCAUCAUUCCAAGCUGCUAUAAAAACUCCCAAACUAAACUCAUGUUAUAAGAACCUAACGAAAAUUCAAUAUAGCAUACAUCAACUAAAACUUAACAUUUUAACGUUUAUUUACAGCACAUCAAAAGUGAUCGAAGUAUUAUUUUCAUAUCAUGAGUCAGUAAUAUUCAAAGUACACUUAUUAUGGGUUCUGUGUGUUUGUAUAAACUGAAAUGAUAAUUUUGACAAAAUGUGUAGUUACGAAAAAGUGUAGCGUUUUCAAACAAGACUGGAAAUGACGAAAGAUUUAGGCCUAAUAAGUCUGCGAACUAUUCAGAUACAUUUGCAACGAAUCCAUAAAUUCGUAGUUUAAAUUUUACAGAUAAUAUUGUUUUUAGGUCAAGUUGGGUGAUGGAAGCAAGUAUUCAGUCAAGCUUGAGCAUGGAGAUUUCUCCUGUGGUGAAUCUCAAAGAUGUGAUCUGAAUAGUGAUAAUCAGUUAAUAAUCGACCACAUUUUUAAAUAUGAGUUGUCCACCAUAGAUGUUGCGUCUUUAGAUUCGUUGUGCUCGCAGCCUUUUGUGUGUAAGUUACAUAAAUUUAAAUAAGUGAUAGGCCAGUGACUGUUUACGAACACAAAGUAAAAGACAAGAAACAAAAGGAAGCCAAAACUGAGUUGUGCGGUCAGACGACUUUUGAUUGCUUACCACUAGUAAAAAAUUCGACUAAAUAUGAGUUGAACUUGAAAUUAUUCAGCCAGUUUUCUACAACAUCUCUUGACGAUCUUGUACGACAUAAUUAUUUUUUGAAUUUCGUUUCUUAUCUCAGCCAACUGUUGAUAUUUUAGUUUCAGUUGACCAACCACUUUUAAAUGAUGAAGUUUAUGAACAACUGAAUAUCAUUUAUGUCAAUAUUGAGUCAAUUCAAAAUGUCCCCGAAACGUUCCACACAAAAGAUCACUAUACUUUUGUUGCUGCACUACCAUUGAUUACCUCGAGUGAAGUCUGUUAUGAAAUUUUUACUUUAAUGACAGUAGAAUAUAGAAAACGCAAUCAUUUCUAGCAAGGGAUAUUUGAAAUCGCCAUCCGAUGCAGAAUACAUCAGCACUUCAUUUAGGUGGCCUGCCCCUGGAAGUGCACGGAGUUUUGCAGAUAUUAUGCAAACCAGUUUUCCGGAGAUUACUCUAGCAUUGAAUAAAAAAGAAGAUGGUGACUUUCCAAUAGGACAAUAUUCGACUCUUAGAAAUUCAGCUAAUUCUAUAAAAAAUAAAGUUGUUUGGAAUCAGCAACACAGGCGCUUGCUGAACAGGACAUCACAGUUGAAGCAAGUUUUGACAUGUAAAUGAAUGAACUCAUGAACUUUUAGACUGAAAGAAAGAAUUUCAGCUUAUAAAUUUUUACCAGUGGAGGUGUUUUGCAUGCAGGGCAGCUCAUCUGGAAGAAAGAAAAAGGACGAUGAACCCACCCAUACUCAUCAUGGUGUAGCUUAUGUUAAUUUAACUCCGCUUCUCUACCCAGGUGUGGAUUACGUUCGUGGGGCAUACAAAAUAUAUCCUUUUAAUCAGAAAGAAUAUGAAGAAAAGACAAAACGUCAAAAUAGCUUACUUCGAGAUGUUUUAAAUAAAGUUUCAGUUCAAAGUACCCCAAACGUACAGACAGAUAAAAAGAAAACACAGCUUAAUGUUCCAAAACAUGAAAGGAAAACAAGCGUCACAGGUGCUAAGACCACAGGCAGAAGUGCUAGUGCACUUGAGGCGGAAACUGGAGAACGUAGUGAAAUCGAAAGACAAAAAUCCAAUUUAACACCAAACACCACAAACGAACAACCUACUGAUCAAGUACAAAAUACUGAAGCUCAACAAUAUUUAGAUGCACAAUCAUUUAUAAUGCUAGAAUUUCGUUUAGAAAAACCAUUGGUUAAAAAACGAACUUUAGAAGAAAUUGACCAAAAAGUUUCUACUUAUAUAACUGAAAAACAACCAGUUGUCAAACGUCACACCACAGCUGAAAAAGCGGUUAAGGAAUAUCACAAGCAAAUAGCAGAAGUUGCUAAUUAUUUGUUAAUGGAGUUCAAAGUUAUGUUUUCUGAUCUUAUACAAACAGAUCAAUUACCAGUAGAUCAUGAAUGCGCUGAACAAAUGAAACAUGAACUAUAUUAUUCACUGAAUACAUCUGGGAAAUAUUUCGCAUUUAAAGAACGUUUAAAAUUUGCUGUAAUUAAAAUAGUUAGAGAAAAAUUCUUUCGUACUAAACCAUUUACUGAUCAAGAACAAUUACAGCUUUUUCUGAGAGAUCUCUUUGUCUAUCUUGUGGACGAAAUGCACAUUGGUUUAAAGAAAGUAUUUUGUACAAGAGAUUUUACGAAGAUUCCAGAACUGAAUUUCUUUGAUCCAGAAACUUUAUUACGCUAUGCUCGUGAGGCUGAACAAAAUCAGAUGUAUGACUGGGCAGUUAAAUAUUAUCGAGAAAGAAUUGCAAGAAAUCCUAGUUCAUCAGCCUAUUGGCUCGACUUCGGUGUUUAUUAUUUGGGACGAAAUGACUUAGAACAAGCUGCAACAUGUUUCCACCGUUCUUUAACCAUAGAUCCUAAACAAAGCACUGGAUUAGUUUUAUUUGGUCUUGUAUCCGCCAUGCAAAAUUUUAAUGAAGAAGCUACUGACUUUUUAGAAGCUGCAGUGUCUCACGAUCCUAAAAAUCCUGUUCUAUGGGUCAUACUUGGUUUAUUUUAUGAAACAAUAUCCAACGACAUUGGUGUAGAUAUGGCUUUAAACGAAGCUAGAAGAUUAGAUGAAGGUGAUGAACAAGAAAUUGUUAGCUCGCCAAAAAGUGAAUCAAAUGAUAAUUUAUUAAUAAAUCAACGUCAAUCAUCAAAUAUUUUAUCUGACGGCUCACAGAACGAUGAACGAAUUAAUAAAUUAUCCAAGGAAUCAACAAAUGAUGAAAUAUUAGAAGAAAGUGUAGAUAAUUUUAAAAUAACUUUAAAUGAAUUAGAUAAAGAGAGUAAUCGAUCUAUUAUAAUUGGUGAUGCAAUUAAAGAUGAUGUUGAUAGAAUAAAUGAAGUUAAAACAAGAAAAAGUCGUUAUUCUAAAGCUCCAAAAUCAGGUACAAAAAUUUCAACUGAUAUACAAUGUGAAUCAACAUUGAUACCAUCAACAGUCUGUGAGAAGCCAUCAAGAAUGAGUUUAUUUAUUAGAACAGCUGAAUUUCUUUUGGAUAAAAAUAUGUAUUCGUUUGCAUCUAUGGCUCUGGCUCAUGAAUUAAUAGCACAGAAAAAAGAAUUAGAAUAUCAAACAAUUACUUAUGAGCCUCAAACAAUAAUAUCAAAUUCAGUACCUAAUUUACAAUUACAAACUGAUACGCAUACACCUAUACAAACACAAUCAUCUAGUGAUAAUCAAAAUCCAACAAAUUUUUCAACUGCUGGUUUAUCUACAAUAACUAAUCGAAUUUCUUCAACAAAUAUUUUAUUUCAUCGUGUAUCUGAAUAUCAUUUACUUUGUGCACGUUUAUCAAUGAAUUCAUAUAAACAAGAUCUAUCAGAAGCUGAAUUCAAUGCUAGUUUAAUUAUUGAAGCUGAUCCAGAAGCUGUAGAAGCUUGGGCAUGUUUAGGUCAUUUACGUUAUAUUGCUGGAGAUUUAAAUGCAGCACGUUCUUGUUAUGAACGUUGUUUAUGUUUAAUAACAUGGCCACCUAAAGAUCAACAUAUUUUAUUGUUACGUUUAGGUUCGAUUUAUUUACAACAGUUGAAGUAUAAAGAAGCUAAAGAUAUUUACUUACGUGCAUGUAAAAGCUCUCCAACUUGUGCUACAUGGCUAGGUGUUGGUAAAGCUUGUUAUAGACUAGAGGAACUAGAAAAUGCCGAAGAAGCUCUCACUGAGGCUAAUUAUAUUAAUAAUAGAAAUCCAGAAGUUUGGGCUUAUUUAUCUAUGAUAUGCUUAAAAACAAAUCGAUGUACAGAAGCCGAACAAUCCUUUAAAUAUUGUAUUAAAAUGAAAUUAAAUGAUACUGAAUUGUUGAAUGAAAUACACACCCUUCAGAUGGAAGUUGGUUGGGGCAAUCCUCUUGCUUACUGGGUAACGUCUUAUUCACAAUGA